AUGGAGCUAGAUGAUGAGGAAGACGAACAGCGACUGCUCGACGAUGGAGAAGAUGAAGAAGAGGACGGCAGGCCACAAGGAUGGGAGGAGGGAGGCGUUUCGUACGUCCAGCCGACGUGGGGCGGCCCGCGAUCCACCUCCCAUUUGUCCUCGCGCGGAUCGUUGCAUUCUACGCGUAGGGGCUGGGCCACUUCUUCAUCCUCUUCCACUGCCCCUCCCUCCUUCACCUCCUCUACUGCCGUCACCUACUACGCCUCCCCGCCCACCUCCACUACUCCCGCCUCAUCCUUCACAUCCCGACGUAGCGCUGGGCUGGGCGCCUCCACCACUUCAACCGCCGCAUCUGCUCCCAGGCACCAGCCACAUCCACCGCCCCACACGCGUCCCAGCGGCAGCGACCUGGCCCUGCGCUGCGCCUACUCGUACGCCACAGACGACGAGUCGCCAGUGCCGCAGCCGACGGCCGACGACGAAGGCGACGUGUGGGUGGUGGGCGACGUGCGCGACGCCUACAGCACCCCGUACGGCAACACGCCCUCGCCCACUGCCGCCGCCGCGAGUGGUGGCGGCGACGACGGUGUCGAGUGGCGGCGGGAUCCCUACGCGUACUGCCUCGACGGCGACGAACCGGGUCGGCAGAUGGGCUACGUAUCGGGCGGACGCGGUGAGGGCCGCAAGGGCCGGAGCGCGCCGGGGAUGGCGUCGAUGGCGACGACGACGAUGGCAUACGGUGGUGGCGGCCACGCGGCUGAGGGUGGUGGCGGUGGUGCGACGAAGAAGCCCGAGCGACGGAAGCUGAGUCUGAGCGCGACGCUGAACCAGAAGACGUCGUACGACGGCGAGUGCGAACGCGAUUGGAACGCGCUGCUGCAGUCCAUUCUCGAACUGCACGAGGACACGCUCGAACGCCGCGCCAAGAAAGUCAAAGAAUUGCAGCGACUGUGCCUGGACUUCAGCGAGGUCGUGUGUCGGUUCGGCGAGCUGAUCAUCCGUGAGAUCGUGCUCGAUGACGACGAUAAGACGCUCAAGCCUGUGAGACCGUCAGACGGCACGUUUGGCGUGGCCGGCGGAGACAAGUACAUUGUGGCGGGCUGCUUCUUCAAGUUCCUCACCGACCGGCACGGCAUCUACGACGGCGACGAGUUUGCCAUGAAGUCUGGCAACGCUGAGCUCAGAGGACUAAAGGCCAUGUCGGCACUGGGCAUACCCGAGCUCUGCUUUCCAUUGGUGGCGAUUGUCGAUUUCAGGGGCUAUCGCCUGUUGGCCUCUUCUCGCCUCCCGCUCGGCACCGACACACUCAAAUACGGAAGUGCGGAUGCCGGGCGACAAUUCCACAGCUCGGUGGGUCGGAUCAACUCGCUGAUGAAGCGCGUCGGGCACUCGCUCAACCUCAAGGCCCACAAGCACCCCAUCGACGCCGCAGAGAUCUACGGCCCGUGCGACAUUGAGGUCCAUGUUGGUCGCGAUCGCCGCGUCUACGUGGUCGACGCGGCGCGACUGAUGCCGCCAUCGGCCGGGUUCGACCGGGGCAAAGUGGUGCUGGUUCCGGCGGACGCUGCCAGCGCGUUGGAGGUGCUCGAGUUUCACCUGGACAAGAAGACCAACCUCUACGUCGCAGUCGCACAGUGGUUCGAGCAGCGGUUCCGACGCAACUCCUCAGCGACUGUCACGCUGAUCUAUCGACGGCUCGAGGAGUACGACGCCGUGAUCGUGUUUCAGAAGAUGGCGACCGAGACGAACGAACGCGCCACCCAUUUUGCGCAGCACUCCAUCCGAGGCGACGCCAUCAUCGUCAAAGGGGCGCGAGGGCAGUGGCUUUACAAUUUUCUGCGACCGGAGGCGGUCAAGAGCGGGAAGCUCCCGCUCAACAGCGAUUCACUGUCAGGAUUCCCCACGCACGACCACACAGACAAUCAGGAGGUCGAAGAUGCCACCUACUACCUGCUCAAGGUGACCAUUCCACAGCUGGCCGCCAAGCUCGACAACAGGGAGUUGGUGUUCGUGAACAGCAAGCAGUUGAUUCAGAUGGUGCACGAGCACGGCGUCAACCUCCGGUUCCUGGCCUACCUGCGCUCGCUGGUGCACAACACGUACAUCAAGCGCUUCCUGCUGUCGGAGAUGACCUCGCGCGCCAUCAAGGCCGCCCUACGCGGCAAGAUGCGUACCAUCACGGCCCACAAGAAGAAGGAGCGGAAGAAGCGGCAGCAGGCUUCGCACUACCACCCCGGCGACGAGCCCGAGGGCGACGAGGACGAGGCCUACAAGGAGGUGGCGGUCCAGUACUUCAACCUCAUCCUGGGCAUGGGCAACGAGAGCAACGAGUGCUGGCGCACCGACGUCAAGAUCCUCCUGCUGCUCAAGUACUCGCUCAUUCCCUAUAACGGCCGCGGCGCCGCAGCGGCCCAAUCGAGCGAUUGCGGUAGCACCGCCGACCCGACCACGGCCGCGGCCGCGGCCAUCGAGGGCGACCAAGACGCCAAGCAGAGUUCCCUGCUGGACAUCGAGCACCUCAGCAACUACCACUUCCGCGAGCAGAUCGGCAGCAAACUGAUGCUGUUUCAGAUGCUGCAGAAGUACACGGGCAUCAAAUUCGACCAUGAGACGCAGCAGCUCUUCAUCGCCGAUCCCACGCAGUUCGAGCAGGAGUGCCCCUUCUCGCUCUACGAUGUACAAAUCACGCCCUGCAUCAAGACCAUCCAAUACGCCGGCAAGUUACCCGAUUUACUGCACCAGUCGUUCUCGCCGGCCGUGACCAGCCGAACGCAGCAUGUUCACACCCUCCCGCAGCCCACCAGCCACAACCGAGGCGCAGAAACGGAGGAAUUGUUCGAAAUGGAAAUGGAAAAGAGCGCGACGCAGCCAGCGUGCGGCGGCAGAGCAAAGGAAAAGCACGAGCCUGCGCCAGCCGUACCGGCGACCGGGCCGAGCUUUGGCGCGGGCUAUGACCUUCAGCGAUACGAAGAGAAUCUGCAGCUUGUCAACGAUAUUUGCGGGCACAACAGUAUCGAGGCAGUGCUGAGCAUUUUUCAAGUGGCCGAUCUUCACAGCCGGCAGGGACUUCACUUGAAGGCGCUCAAGUUGAUUCACACGGCCUGUAAGACCCUGCACGAGCUGGGCGAAUGUCCGGCCGAGAUCGUGAUCGGGUUCUAUUACCUGCUCGGCUUCGUCUACGAGCGCAUGAGCGACUACCGACGGGCAAUCCGCGCCUUCGAGACUUCACUUGAUUUCCUCGAACGCGUCUAUGGUGAUGCGAGAGAGCCCUGCGGCCGCGGGCUUGGCCAUCCGUUCGGGCUGUUGCUAUGUUCGAAGCUGGUGGACCUCACCGAGCACGAGCUCCAGUUCGCCGCCGCGUUCCGGUUCUCCAAGAAGUUCGAGGAUUUCUGGAAGAUCUUCCCGUUCCCCAUGAAGGGCGUCGCCAAUGGGCACCUCACCGAGCGCAUCUUCUUCUCCAACGAUCCGCCGCUGGCCCUCUUCGGCGCCCACAAGAAGCGCAACCUCCCCGAGGACGCCCCCACUCGGGCCUGGCUCAAGCGAGUCAACGUGUUCGACAAUUUGGGCGACGUGAUGGUAUCCACGCUGAUGCUCGGGGGCGAGGACGGAUUCUUCGACGAGUCGACCAAAGCCGAGGACGAGGACAGCAACGAUUCGACCGAGGAAGACGAGCAGACGGCCAACAACAACGGCGAAAACUCGAAUGGCGCGCCCAAGCCCUCGCUGCGACAGUCGAGCCGCAACGUGACCGCUCUGUCUUCAAAAACGGCCGUCUCGCCCACUCUUGCGGGUGGCGCUCACGGCGCUGGCGGCUCGCUGUGGCUGUGGGGCCAAGGGCGCAACGCCUCACUGGAGGGUUCGGGCUACAACCUGGAGCGUCCGUGUGUGCUGUCGGGCAUUCCCUCGCCCGUCGUCGACGUCGCCUGCAGUUCCACCCACGCCCUCUUCCUUGUCGAGUCUGGCGAUGUGUAUACGGUGGCGGACAAGCUGGUGGAGAGCAACAGCAUUCCCGUGGCGCAGCCGCACCGAAAGGGCGACGGUGCGCUCACCCCGCACCAGGUGCCGCAGUUGCAGAAGAAGGGCCGGCGCGUCAUCAAGGUCGGCUGCGCGUCGGGCUUCAACGUCGCCCUGUCGCGUAGCGGCAAGGUCUACGGCUGGGGCUCGUCCUCCCUGUUCCCGCUCCGCACCAAGGACAACCGCACCGCCACGCCGGGCAUCCCGCACACGAUCCGAGCGCUCAAGGGCAAGCGCGUGGUCGACGUUGCGUGCGGCGAGCACCAUGUGUUGUUCAUCACGGGCCAAGGCGAGGUCUAUUCGCUCGGUACCGGCGUACUGGGCGCCCUCGGGCAAGGCACAACGGUGGACCAGCUCGUGGAGCCCAAGCAGAUCUUGGCACUACAAAAGGAGCACGCGGUGCGAGCCGCGGCGGGAGAGAACUUCUCGAUGGUGCUGACGCGCGACGGGGUGGUCUACAGCUUCGGCGCGGCGGACAAGGGCCAGCUGGGCCACCCCGAUCCGCAGGACAUGCCCACGGGCUAUCCCUGCCCCAUCGACGCGCUCGCCAAGAUCAAGAUUACCAAGAUCGCUGCCGGCCACCAGCACGCCAUGGCCAUCAGCGAAUACGGGGAGGUGUACCUGUGGGGAGCGAAUGACGCCGGGCAGCUGGGCUUCGAGACGGAGGACGACGAGCAACUGGUACCACGCCACCUCCCGUUCGGCCUGCCCGUGGUCGACGCCGCCGGCGGGAAAAGCCACACCGUCAUCAUCGACCAGGCCGGCCGCGUCUACGCCUGGUAA
This is a messenger RNA of Acanthamoeba castellanii str. Neff, 4788 nucleotides long. RefSeq names its product regulator of chromosome condensation (RCC1) repeat domain containing protein. Gene Ontology annotation, cellular component: cytoplasm. The transcript is spliced from 23 exons. Gene Ontology annotation, biological process: intracellular distribution of mitochondria. The record is from RefSeq and is a predicted model, not a curated record. Gene Ontology annotation, molecular function: mRNA binding; protein binding. Lineage: Eukaryota; Discosea; Longamoebia; Acanthamoebidae. Bases 1 to 4788 code for a protein of 1595 amino acids.